UGACACGAGAGGGCGUGAUUACGAGAAACAAUAUGGCGGCGCGCAGUGUAGUCACACCGGAUUAGUACAAAAUCUGUUAUACGCCUUUCGUUGUUUGCCGUAUCGGUACCAUUUGUGAUGAUUAGUAGUAGUGGGAUAAUGAAGACGUUUUGUGGUCGUGCUAACCCCACCACGGGCGCGCUAGACUGGGUGGAGGAGGGAGAUGAGUACGAUUAUCAUCAGGAGAUCGCCAGGUCCUGUUAUGCUGAUAUGCUGCAUGACAGAGACAGGAAUGAGAAAUACUACCAGGGCAUUCGAGCAGCAGUGACCCGGGUGAAGGCUCGAGGCGAGAGAGUCAUUGUUCUGGAUAUCGGCACAGGAACAGGACUCCUCUCCAUGAUGGCUGUUACUGCAGGAGCGGACUACUGCUAUGCCGUAGAGGUGUUUAAGCCCAUGGCCGAGGCUGCAGCUUGUAUCGUAAAGAAAAACGGCUUCUCGGACAAGAUCAAAAUCAUCAAUAAGCACUCAACUAAGGUUACAGUUGGUCCAGAUGGAGACAUGCAGGAGAAAGCAAACAUAUUAGUGACAGAACUGUUUGAUACAGAGCUGAUUGGAGAGGGAGCUUUACCCAGCUAUGAACACGCACACUUACACCUGGUACAGGUGGGCUGUGAAGCCGUACCACAUCGUGCCACAGUCUAUGCCCGGGUGGUUGAGUCAGAGCAGCUGUGGAGCUGGGCACAGAUUCAGCCCAUCCAGGUGGAGGAGUGCACACUGCUGCCCCCUGCUGCAGUGACACGGUGCGCUGGAGCGCCAUCUGUCUGUGAUGUACAGCUCAGCCAGGUGACCCCAAGUGCCUUCGCCAACCUCGGACCCCUGUGUUCCAUGUUCAGUGUGGACUUCAGCAGGCCGGUCAGCAGCGCUCCUCAUUCACACUCGUGCAGGUUUGUGGUGGAGGCCAGCGGUCGAGCUCAAGUAGUUUUGUCCUGGUGGGAUUUGGACAUGGACCCGAGCGGCAGCAUCGUCUGCUCCAUGGCCCCCAGCUGGACUUACUCUGACCCGCGCGAGUAUCCUUGGAGGGAUCAUUGGAUGCAGAGUGUGUACUUCCUGCCUGCCGAGAGGCGUGUGUGUGAGGGAGAAGAGCUCAGUCUAACUGUCUCACAUGAUGACUACAGCUUGUGGUACAGCCUCUCUGAUAGCGACCAAUCUGAUGUGGCCACACCGUGUUGUACCUGUCAAGCUCACCUGCUGUGGACUCGGCCGCGGUUCGGGGAGCUUAAUGACCAGCGCAGAAGAGAGUGUUACCUCAGUGCUCUCCGCAGUAUUCUGAGGCCAGACAGUGUGUGUUUAUCAGUCAGUGAUGGGAGUCUUCUCCCCGUCUUUGCACAUCUGCUCGGAGCUAAAAAGGUGUUUAGUUUGGAAAACUCCGGAAUGUCAAAGCGAGUGAUCGAGCAGUUUUUGGAGGUGAACUCACUGAAAAACAGCGUUCAGCUGCUAGAGAUUCGGCCAGAGCAGCUGACAUCAGGGGAUGUGGAGGGAGAACAGAUCUCGGUGUUGAUUGGCGAGCCGUAUUUCAGUACCAGCCUGUUGCCCUGGCACUCCCUGUUCUUCUGGUACUGCCGUACAGCGCUGAGCUGCCUCCUCCGGCCCGAUGCCACCGUCCUGCCUUCCUCCGCCACACUCUACCUGAUCGCCGUGGAAUUCCAGGAUUUGUGGAGAAUCCGAGCCCCGUGUGGAACCUGUGAAGGAUUUGACGUGAGCCCGAUGGAUGAAAUGGUGCAGCGCUCUCUGGACUUCCGGGAGUCUCGUGAGGCAGAACCUCAUCCCCUGUGGGAGUACCCCUGUCGAGCCCUGUCCAAGCCACACUCAGUGAUGACCUUUGACUUCCAACAGUGUGUCCCUGAGCAGCCAAUCAGCAGUCAAGGAACAGUGCCGCUUACUGGGAGAGGGCGCUGUCACGGCGUGGCGUUGUGGAUGGAGUACAGCCUGACUGAUGACAUCACCGUCAGCAUGGGCCUGACUGAACCCGUCAAUGGGGAGGGACAGUGUGUGUGGAGUCCACACCGAAAACAGGGAGUGUAUUUCUUACGGGAUCCAUGGGAAAGCUCAGGAGACGGGCAGGCAAGCAUGUCCUACAAUUUAACCUUCGAUCCCAAUAUUGGUGACAUCAAAACCGACUUUUCAGUCACUCGGCCUUGACCAGGUGAAAUGUACUGAUUCACACAGCAGUCUUUUUUUUUUUUUUUUUUUUUUUUUGCUGUGAUCCAAAGAAAUACUUGCACCAGUUGUUGUGUAAUGUUGACGUUAUCACAAAUCCAUUUUAAUGGUUUUAUUAAAGAAAAUGUAUGUUUUUUUUCUUAGUCCUCUUCUUAAUUUUGGAAACUGUGAUGCUAAGAGGUUAAUUUAAAGUUUCUCAACAAAAUAUUUUCUGUAAAUCUCUGCCCUAAACUAUAUCUAGGUUUCUAUACACAUGAACAAAACAUCGGUGUAACUGAACUGUAAUGUUCUGGGCAGCCAUGUUUUUUUAUGUCGUUAUACAGAAAUCUAGUUCGACUAUGAACUUGUACUUGUUAAUACGGAACAUUCAUUUGUUUAAGAACAAGCUAUAGCUGAACAAUGUCAUUUAAAUGUAGUACAGAGAUAUUUUAUGCCUGUAUUUACCAAUACUUCCAUUUCUUAUCUACGCUAGUGUCAUAUCUCUAGUAUAAAACUAAAGAAGCAAGCAUCAGACGCCAAAUACACCUUAGCCAUGACAUUUACGGUUAAAUGUUUUAAAAUUGUGUAAAUUAAAAUUUGUCAUCAAACUAUUCUGUUAAGAUGCAUAUGAUUUCUACAUGUUCACGUAUUCUCUACUUAAGCAGUGAAAAGUUUGUCUGCAGUGAUGCUCAUGAAUUUGUUUGAGCUUCUUUGGUUCUGUAUUGAAGCUUUUAACACAUUAAAUGCAGUGGAGUUACUUUGA
This is a messenger RNA of Ictalurus punctatus (channel catfish), 2938 nucleotides long. It is a transcript of the gene prmt7, whose product is annotated as protein arginine methyltransferase 7. The transcript has 17 exons. Gene Ontology annotation, molecular function: protein-arginine N-methyltransferase activity. The record is from RefSeq and is a predicted model, not a curated record. Gene Ontology annotation, biological process: peptidyl-arginine methylation. NCBI's taxonomy places the organism in Eukaryota, Metazoa, Chordata, Actinopteri, Siluriformes, Ictaluridae. Bases 118 to 2178 code for a protein of 686 amino acids.